UGAAAACAUAAAUGAUGUGUUGUAGCCUCAAAGCUUCACUGUUGGAGAAACGAGAUUUCAGAGCAUUCCCUGAAAGCACCAUCGGGAACACCAACGGUUUUUUUCCCAGUUUGUCUGUUUAAACCGGGUUCAAAGUACCGUUUCCAGCAGUAAUUUACCACAAACACCGUGUAUAAAAGCGAUAAAGAGAGUUUAAAGAACAAGAGGAGAACAUGGCGGAAAUGAUCAGCGCUGAGGAGCAAGAGAGGUCGUUAUUUUUGGUUCAAAUUCGGUAUUUGGAGGAGGAGCUUGAGAGAUUUAAGCUGGCAAGCGAAGAGCUGGACAAGCAGAACCAAGAGCUGAUCUCAAAUUACAACCAGCUGGAGAAGGACAAGAGGGACAAGACCGAGCGUUUGAAACGCUUUGUGGCGGCGAAAGAGAAGCGCAUGGAUGAGCUGAGCGAGGAGCUGCAGACGCGGCUCCUGCUGGGGAAACGCAGCCGAGAGACGCUGAAGCAGGAGCACAGCAUCACGAAGCAGCAGCUGCAGGAGCAGAUAGACGAGGUUCAGGCAGAGAUAGAGCUGCAGACUGUGACUCUGGAGGAGAACGAGGAGCGCAUCAUGGAGCUGAGGCCUCAUGUGCCUAACAUAGAAUCAGUAGAGGAGGAGCUUCUGAAGAAGAAAGCUGAGCACGACGCUUUUAUUACCCAGCUGAAGAGGAACUCAGAGCUGGCGUGUGAAACGCUGAUCCAGCACUUCCAGGACUACAAGGAGCACACGGAGAACUGUGAAGCCAACAAGCUGCUGGCGACGGCCCGAGCGCUGCACCUGGAGCAGACCGAGCUCGCCACCUUCCUGGUGAGCGAGCAGGGGAUUCUGAAGGAGGAGAUCGCUGCCGUGAAGAAGAAACAGAAAAACAUUUCCUGCACCGGCCGGGGGCUGUGCAGGAAACUCACCUAUCUGAGCCACCUGAGAAACUUCAACGAGCAGGAUGUGAAGCUUCUUAAGAAGACGUUCCUGGAGCUCCAUCAGGAAAAAGAAGAAAGCAUCAAGAACCAGGAAGCCAGUCUGACUGAGACUGAAGCUCUCAGCCAGCAGGUCAACAAAGUGCAUCAGGACUUCCAGCAGAGAGUGGGCGACAUGCAGCGGCUGGAGAAGGAGCUAGAGAAGGAGACGAUCAGGAGGAGGCAGCUGGAGGGAGUGAAGGACGAAGCAAAGGUCAUCCUGAAGCACAUCCUGGAGGGUAAGGAUGACAUGUCUGUGGCUCAGUGGAAGAUCCAGAGGCUGGUGGAGAUCCUGGACCGAGCAGCGCCGCAGAACCCCGAGCCGACCGCCAGCAGCUUCCGUAAUAACCCCAGAGGAGUCCGGAAACGGCACUCCUGUUACCCAUUCAGUUCCAGAAAUAUGAACCCGUCUGGUUCCGACCCGUCUGGCUCCGUCUGACCCGACUGACCCGACUCCUCUGCAGUCACAGACUGGUACCGGCUCCGCCGGGCCGUAAGCAGGAACGGUUUAACGAGUCGCAGGUCCAAUAAAUGUUCCAUCCAUUUUGUUUCUGCAGGUUUGAAUCUGUAGACAGAAUCUGCUCCACCUUCAGUUCCUCAUCGCUUCAUUUAUUAGGACGAGAAUCUAAAUGCGACUUAAAUGAGAAAAUUAUGUAAAAAUAAACAGGUUGUUAUAUAGCAGCUGAUUGGAGCACAUGUCACGUUUUCCCAGCCAUAUUCUGAAGGGACAAUAAUCCCAAACACACAUUAAAACAGCUUUAUGUCGGAUGAAAGAGGAUUACAUUAAGCUUCUGGAAUGGCCCCGGUCUCCAUCCUAUGGAUUGGCCCCGGACAGCCGGGUCCGUUUCACCCCUAAAAUCUUUUCUCUGCAACUCGCUGAGAAAGAUUUUAAUAUUGAUAUAAAUAUUUCAGCCUGAAUGAUUUAAACUCUUUGUGGUUUAGAGAAAAUCAACUAUUAAUUCAAGCUUGAAAGUUGAUUUUGUUUUUAUAAAACAUAAAGAUGUUUGUUGUGUCAUCAGUAGUGGCCACACAUCCGCUUGCUAAUCGCUAAGCUAACAUUUUGUUUAGCAAUUUUGCUAAUUUACUCGGCUGGUUUGUAAAGUUUCAGUUCAAUAAAGUUCAACAUGUG
This is a messenger RNA of Xiphophorus maculatus (southern platyfish), 2111 nucleotides long. Its product is annotated as cilia- and flagella-associated protein 157-like. NCBI's taxonomy places the organism in Eukaryota, Metazoa, Chordata, Actinopteri, Cyprinodontiformes, Poeciliidae. Gene Ontology annotation, molecular function: microtubule binding. Bases 213 to 1421 code for a protein of 402 amino acids. The transcript is spliced from 8 exons. The record is from RefSeq and is a predicted model, not a curated record. Gene Ontology annotation, cellular component: cilium; ciliary basal body.